Messenger RNA from Pseudopipra pipra, 2399 nucleotides. RefSeq names its product endogenous retrovirus group 3 member 1 Env polyprotein-like. Bases 123 to 2009 code for a protein of 628 amino acids. The record is from RefSeq and is a predicted model, not a curated record. The transcript has a single exon. NCBI's taxonomy places the organism in Eukaryota, Metazoa, Chordata, Aves, Passeriformes, Pipridae.
UGUUGUGAGAUAAAGCGAACCUUAACUUGGAAAAGGAAAACUGGGCCUUAAUUAAAUUAGAAAAUCUAAAAGGGGCAAGACCAGGUUAACCUCUGAACCUGCCACUGACAGCCAGCCACAGGAUGCAACCCCGUUUGGGCAUGGGCCGUGGAGGCUUAAGUUAUGCUGGACCCUUUUGGAUACUCUGCUGCUUUUGGGCUCAUGCCCUGUCUGACGAGUGUGCAAAAUGCUACCAAAUUACACGAUACAAAGGUCGUAUGAUUCAAAGCUUAAGCUACCACUCAUUUGUCAACAAAGUCUGCUAUGACUCUGGACAACUGAACACUUGCAACACGGAUUCUCGGCAAAUAUGGGUAGCAAAAAAUUUAGGAAAAGGGGGAACCAGGCUGGGACUUAGCUGUCCUAAGGGAGAGGAAUGGAUUUGUUUCACUCAAGAAGACCAUUGGGACACUUCUGACGGUGGUGGAAUGCAGGACAUGAAAAGGGAGGAAAUAAUAAAACAGAGGGUGCAAACUACAUUGAAAGAAACCACACAAGGAAAGCCUUCCAACAUAGGUGACUUGUACCAGAAAUUGAAAGACAAACUAGGAGAGGAUUGGCAACUCCCGGGUUAUGGAACUAAUCUAUAUAUUGAUCUAAUGGAACAUAUUAUUCAAACCCUGAAUUUACCUAAGUGCUGGAUUUGUAGUGGACCUUUGAUGACAGAAGAGUGGCCCUGGAAAGGUACUGGUCUCACCCCAUGGGAAAUUUUAAAAUGGAAUCACUCCCAGAAAGCAUCAGAAUCUAGGCCCCAAGGUUGGAUUCUAAUUUCUGACGUAAUUGGGCAAGAAUGCAUUGAACGGAGAGGUAGGGAAACAUAUAAAACUAAAGUAGGAGAGUCCCCAUGCCUAUCAGUGAAAAUAAUAAAUACCACAGGAGAAUACUGGUGGCCAAAGAAACCGUUAGGAUAUUGGACUGACAAUAUGACUGCAGAUUGUACUUGGCAUGAUGAAGCUCAAAGUUGGUGGUGUAAUGACACAGAUGUGAAAAACCCUUUUGAGAGCAUAAAAGAAUUAAAAAUAUAUUGGGACCAAGCAAGUAGUACUGAUUUAGAAUGGGUAGCUCCGGAAGGAUUAUUUUGGAUAUGUGGAAAGCGAGCAUAUACACAGCUCCCUAAAGACUGGAGAGGAGUCUGUACACUAGGUAUAAUCCAACCAGGGUUCUUCUUGCUGCCCCCUGAAAAAGGUAUGAGUUUAGGUGUACCUUUGUAUGAUGAUUAUGGAACCAUACGCCGAGAAAAAAGGGAAGACAUUGGGGGAACGCAAAAGUGGUACGAUGAUGAAUGGCCUCCUGAACGAAUCAUUGCUACUUACGGACCAGCUACUUGGGCCCAAGAUGGGUCCUGGGGUUAUCGAACCCCCAUAUACAUGCUAAAUAGGAUUAUCCGCCUCCAGGCAGUCAUGGAAAUAGUAGCCAAUAAGACAGUUCAAACUCUGGAUCUAAUCACAAGUCAGCAAUCAAAAACCCGAGUGGCUGUGUACCAGAAUAGGCUCGCCUUAGAUUAUCUGUUAGCUGAGGAAGGGGGGGUGUGUGGUAAAUUUAACACUUCGGAUUGUUGCUUACAAAUUGAUGAUAAUAGACAGGCAGUUAUGGAUAUUGCAAAGGAUAUCAGAAAACUGACUCAUGUACCUGUACAAAAAUGGAACUCCAUGCUUGACAGCAAAUGGUGGGAUAACUUGUUAGGAACAGCUUGGUGGAAGAAAGUAGGAUUCUUUCUAUUAUGCGCGUUGGCCAGUAUAAUAUUUUUACCAUGUUUAAUCCCUUGUUUCAUUAGAUUGAUAGUUUCUGUAGUACAAGGAAUGCAAAUAUCAACAAUGCCGAUAGAUCCAAAGACGGCUCAAAGUGCCAAGGUACUGUUAGUCACCAGAACUCCACCUUCUUGGGACGAAGAAAAUGUCAAAUUAAUAUUGUCCAGAUUAGAGCAAAAAACUCGAAUUAAUAAUUUUAUAGAAAGAGAGGAGGGAUUGUGAUAAACUGAGAAAAUAAUUUGAGUUGAUUAAGAGGAAACAGUGAAGGGUCAAUAUGACCUGGAGAGAAAAGAAAAACAAGUCGUAAAACUUAAUUGGGCCCCUAUAAAGAGAUAAAACAAGUUACCUCCCUUUUACCUUGUGUAGGAUUUAUAGUGAGACAAUUUUAGUUAGAUAGAUAAUAGGACCUUUCUUGAAAUUUAUAACUUUGUAUAGUUUGUUUAGUUAGAUAGAUAAUAGGACCUUUCUUGAAAUUUAUAACUUUGUAUAGAUAGCAAGCAAACAUCUGCAGAGUGUCUGAUUUGACAAUAUAUUAUGGAUGCUUAUAGAUAACAUUCGUGUUAAAAAAACAUCUGCUGAAUGUCUGACUUAACCAUGUGUAAUGUUUAUGCU